This is a messenger RNA of Eimeria mitis, 384 nucleotides long. RefSeq lists its product as uncharacterized. The record is from RefSeq and is a predicted model, not a curated record. The transcript is spliced from 4 exons. Lineage: Eukaryota; Apicomplexa; Conoidasida; Eucoccidiorida; Eimeriidae. The coding region runs from base 1 to 384 and encodes 127 amino acids.
AUGUGCAGAAGUUGGUUUAGACCUUCAGAGAUCAUCGGCCUUCAAUUUGAAUUGACGCAGCUGACUGCAAAUGCUGACACCACAGAAGAGGAAGUUCAACCUGCUGCUGUUCUUCAGACUCGCCUCUCUAUGGCAAGGGAAAAUGUUGAUACACUAAUGAAGGCCGAUGCAGAACGCACGAGGGAAGUUCUUAGACUAAAGGACCGCGUGGCGACGCUUCAGCGGGAGGUGGAUUCGCAGCAGUUGAGAGCAUCUCAGGCAGAGGUCCAAGCUUCUGACUUUCGUUCGCGGCUCAUUCGGUCCCAAGCCUGCAUGGGGCGUCUGAAUACAGAGCUGCAACGAGUUAAAAAGGAACUGGUAUCCCAAGGCACCAGAAAAGAAUAG